Molecule: messenger RNA, 770 nt
Organism: Macroventuria anomochaeta
Lineage: Eukaryota; Fungi; Ascomycota; Dothideomycetes; Pleosporales; Didymellaceae
Exons: 1
Coding region: 120-665 (181 amino acids)
Biological process (GO): post-translational protein targeting to endoplasmic reticulum membrane
Cellular component (GO): TRC complex
Source: RefSeq, a predicted model, not a curated record
AACGCAAGCUCUACAAAGAGCGGAGAACACGUGCAUCAACAUCGCAAGCGCAUAUAAGAACCUCCCGCCUUCCUUUGCGCUGAUCUUGAAAAUCCACAAACUCCAACACAAUAUUCAAGAUGGCACCACAAGACGUCGCCAACCCCGAAUUCAAGGCCCUGGGCGAAGCACCCCGCGACAUCGAAGAGAUCGCAAGACAGGAAAGAGCAUCAGUCCUCCCAUACUGGAACGCGAGUGUCGCCUUCCAGCUUGGCUGCGCCCUCCGCACACGCCUCCUUUCCUUCGAUAAGCCUACUGUGAUCCACAUCUCCACCAUCAGCACACCACCCCACGUGCUCUUCCACUCCGUAACGCACUCCGGGACAGCACUGGACAACGACUUCUGGGUUGCCCGCAAGAGAAACGCAGUGAUUAGGUGGCAGGCGAGUACGUGGCAGCUGCACAACAAGUUUGAAGGCGACGAGGAGAAGUUCAAGACGAAGUUGGGUUUGGGGGAGACUGCGAAGGAGUAUGCAAUUCAUGGAGGCGGAGUGCCGGUGUUUGUGAAGAAUGUGGAGGGCCCGGUGGCGGUUGUGGUGGUCAGUGGGUUGAAGCAGUGGGAUGAUCAUCAGGUUGUAAUCGAGGAGUUGGCGGAUGUGUUGGCGAAGUUGGAGAGAAAGGCUUAGAGCAAAUGAAGGAAAUUGAAGGAAAAUAUGAAAACAAGGUCCCGUUGUGAGAUUUCAACGGCCUGUGGGUGCGUGAGUGAGCCAUCUAGUAUCGCUGCAAAUCGA